Suricata suricatta (meerkat) is the source of this 2263-nucleotide messenger RNA. It is a transcript of the gene RAD18, whose product is annotated as RAD18 E3 ubiquitin protein ligase. NCBI's taxonomy places the organism in Eukaryota, Metazoa, Chordata, Mammalia, Carnivora, Herpestidae. The record is from RefSeq and is a predicted model, not a curated record. The coding region runs from base 47 to 1552 and encodes 501 amino acids. Gene Ontology annotation, cellular component: nucleus; Rad6-Rad18 complex. Gene Ontology annotation, molecular function: ubiquitin protein ligase activity; single-stranded DNA binding. Gene Ontology annotation, biological process: protein monoubiquitination; DNA damage tolerance. The transcript is spliced from 13 exons.
GGGACGCCAGUGGGUGCCGGGCCCCUCAGGCUGCUUAGGAGAAACCAUGGACUCCCAGGUCGAUCCUCGGUGGCCUCCAGGCCUGGCAGUCAUGAAGACAAUAGAUGACUUGCUGCGAUGUGGAAUUUGCUUUGAAUAUUUCAACAUUGCAAUGAUGAUUCCUCAGUGCUCACAUAACUACUGUUCUCUCUGUAUAAGAAAAUUUCUCUCCUAUAAAACACAGUGUCCAACUUGUUGUGUGACAGUCACAGAGCCGGAUCUAAAAAAUAACCGCAUAUUAGACGAACUGGUAAAAAGCUUGAAUUUUGCACGGAAUCAUCUGCUGCAAUUUGCCUUAGAGUCACCACCUAUAUCUCCUGCUUCCUCCUCUUCAAAGAACCUUGCUGCCAAAGUACACACUCCUGUAGCCUCUAGGCAUUCUUUAAAGCAAGGAAGCAAAUUAAUGGAGAAUUUCUUGAUCAGAGAAACCGGUGGUUCCACAUCAGAGUUGUCGAUAAAAGAGAAUGAAAGUAAAUUCAUCCCUCAAAAAGAGGUGAGCACUUCUUCACAGACCAAAGAGACACCUUCCGUAGAGAAGACAGCUCCACGUUCCUUAGAUGCUCAUGUUCCUGAGACACCCUCUACGUCAACCGUGAAACAGGCUGCCAAAGUGGAUUGUCCUGUUUGUGGGGUUAAUAUUCCAGAAAAUCACAUUAAUAAGCACUUAGACAGCUGUUUAACACGUGAGGAGAAGAAGGAAAGUCUCAGAAGUUCUGUUCACAAAAGGAAGCCUCUGCCCAAAACUGUAUAUAACUUGCUCUCAGAUCGUGAUUUAAAGAAAAAGCUGAAACAGCAUGGAUUAUCUAUUCAAGGAAAUAAACAACAGCUCAUUAAAAGGCACCAAGAAUUUGUUCACAUGUACAAUGCCCAGUGCGAUGCUUUGCACCCUAAAUCAGCUGCUGAAAUAGUUCAAGAAAUUGAAAACAUGGAGAAGACUAGGAUGCGUCUCGAAGCUAGUAAACUCAAUGAAAGUAUAAUGGUUUUUACAAAGGACCAAACAGAAAAGGAAAUAGAUGAAAUUCACAGUAAAUAUCGUGAAAAACAUCAGAAUGAAUUUCGGCUUCUGGUGGAUCAGGCCAAAAAAGGAUACAAGAAAACUGUUGAAACAUCAGCCAAAAAAGUCAUGAGAAAAGAAGAUGAAUCUACAGAAAAGCUAUCACCUGUAUGCACGGAAAGGGAAGAUAAAAAAUUGAAAUUCUCAGAUACUCUCCCCAUAGCAAACCACUUCCCUCAAUCAAAGCUGGAAUCCCCAGGGAGAGUGGAGCCUGAGAGACCAGAUGAUUCUUCCAGUUGUACUGAUAUUCAAGAGGAAGCCCUUUAUUCGUCAGACUCAGACUCAUUCAACAGUUCUAGUUCAGACAUCAUAAGAGAUCUUCUGGAAGAAGAGGAAGCCUGGGAAGCAUUACAUAAAAAUGAUCUUCAGGACGCAGAAAUGAGUCCAAGGCACAAUCGUCGUACAAGAUCAGAUGAGAGUGCUGAGACUGAGCCGAGAAAUAAGCGGAAUAGGAAUUAGUGUGGCCUUGCUGACUUUCCCAGGGUGGUGGGUGGCGUGUGCUGCUCUGGGUUGCCACGGAGGCUUCACGUCCAUAAAUGCCCAAGUGAAGGUGUUAAUUUCUCCGUAUGAUGGGUAGCUGAUUUUCAUUCUUUUUUGUCAUUCCUGGGAAAAAUAAGAUACAGAACAUCCUCACUUGGUCAGUUACCUCCCGUGUCUAAAACAUCUCUGAGUAUACAUCCACACGUCCACCAGCUUUGCAGGGUGCACAGACGUUUUGGCAAAGGAGUUUUGUGUGGUUUUGUUUCUAAAUUUCAGGAUGUCCUUAAGGCAUUCUCUUCUUCCAUGGAGAAACUAACUUGAGAAAAUUAUUUUUUUCCACCUCUUUGCCACAAGGGACAGCUGAGGGGUUAAGAGCCUCUGUAUUUCUGGGCAGUCAGGGUGUCAUCAGUCACCUCCUUGGUGUGUGUCAGCUCCUAAUGUCCGGACGCCAGCAUGCCUGUCACAGCAGCUACGUGAUGGUUGUUGCCCGAGUUUAAUGUAGUCCUUUGUUACUGGGAGUAGGGUGUUGGGUGCUGUAACUUAAAGUCACAAACAGUAACUUUGAAACAUCAAGCAUAUGCUUCGGAAAUGGCACUUCAAAAUGAUGUUAGUCUUUUUUUUUUUCCCCUUGGGUAAUUCAAAAUUUUAACACUCCAAAUCCCAGCUAUUAAAAAGAAUGCAAUGAAUGGA